Molecule: messenger RNA, 851 nt
Organism: Colletotrichum acutatum
Lineage: Eukaryota; Fungi; Ascomycota; Sordariomycetes; Glomerellales; Glomerellaceae
Exons: 4
Coding region: 333-851 (172 amino acids)
Source: RefSeq, a predicted model, not a curated record
CCAUUCAGGUCGCCAAUGAGAUUCAAAAAUAGCCCACUGGGUAAAAGCACGAACCGACCACCUAGAUCGGGCUAGGCAACGUGAGCUGAAAUUUGCCGAAGCAACGUUUCUAGCGGCACAGCAAUAAGCUUGUCCGAGAAUUUGGGGCUUUUGUCUUUCGUCAAUGCAUCUCGCGAGAGUAUGAAUAGACGGCAUUUUCGUGCUGUCUGGUGUUUUUUUCUCUCGGUUUUGAGAUCACGGACUUCAUUACGUUCCACAUUGAGCUGCUGCUAUCACUCGCUACCGUCAUUCGCUCCAUUAUUGUCACUCGUUGAUUCACCCAUAUUGUAAUCAUGUCACGCUUGCUUACUGCCCUGGCAUUAGCUGGCCUUUGUGCCAACAUGGCAAUGGGAAUUCCUUUCGACCAGGAGGAACAAAACCGGAACGCCGAGUGCGAUAAUGGUUGUUUCUUCGGUAGCUUCCCUGGGGGCUCCUGCACAAAUGAUGCUGCAUGGCCCAGAAAUGCGCCGCUUCCGUAUUGCCAGACUUUGGAAUGCGAAGCGAGGAAUAUGCCCUUCACAUUCGACACAGAAGCAGUAUGCGGCAUCAAGCUGACAACUUCCACGUCCGCUGCCCCCACCGUCACAGUAACUGUUACCGGUGGAGCGGGAACUCAGUCUCCAGUGCCAUCGGUAACCGGCAGCUCAUCUGUCCUGGUGGCUACCACAUUGUCAUCAACUCCUGUGAUAGCACCCACACUGAGCGCGGGCGUCAACACACCAACUGCUACACCGAGCAGCGGAUCGGCUGAGCGCUUGAUGUUGCGGGGCCCCAUGAUUCUAGUCGCUGCAGCCGGCUGGAUGUUCUGGUAG